Molecule: messenger RNA, 3118 nt
Organism: Copidosoma floridanum
Lineage: Eukaryota; Metazoa; Arthropoda; Insecta; Hymenoptera; Encyrtidae
Gene: Rhp
Product: GTP-Rho-binding protein rhophilin
Biological process (GO): signal transduction; negative regulation of stress fiber assembly
Molecular function (GO): protein binding
Source: RefSeq, a predicted model, not a curated record
AAAAAUAUAAUGUGUAUACCUUUGCGACGGCUAUACCCGACGACGCGAAGUAGUAGGAGUCGGAUGAUGGAACCGGUGAGCCGCUGAGGCCGCUCGGUUGUGUGUCCUUGUAAUUAUUAUAUACUGUUUAUCCGAGAAGACGUUGCUGUACAUGGAUAUAUAUAUAUUAUACGCCGAUCGAAGCUACAUAAGCUCUUUCUCUGUGCGGUGGAGUGCUCCCCGAGUGUGGGGAUUUUUGGGGAAAGUGAUGUAAAAAAAAUACAUGUCUCAAGUGCGUGACAACUUUCUGUCAUCUCUCGAUCUCGUGUUGUGAUACAUUUUAUUGCAGUCGAGGAUCUAUUGAGAAAGUUUUGUGUGUCCAUAUACAAUACAACAUAUAUAUAUAUACGGAGGAGGAGUGAGUCGGUUGUACUGGCCGGUGUGUUGUUUGAUCGUGGUAUAUAUAUACAGAGAAGAGGAUCCGGGGAAGCUGGGCGUAAUAUGAGGCAAGCAUGAACGUCCCGAUCGUUGCCGGCGACUUUGACGAUGGGACUUACGUCCGGAGAUUCGUCAGGGGUUCGGACCCACGAGUCGCCACUUGCAGGGGCAAACUUCAGAACAAGAGGAGCAAGCUCAACCAGGAGAUCAACAAGGAGCUGCGACUCAGAGCUGGCGCCGAGAACCUAUACAAGGCGACGACGAACCGCAAGCUCAAAGAGACCGUGGCCCUGGAAUUGAGCUUCGUCAACUCGAACUUGCAGCUGCUCAAGGAACAGCUCGCGGAGCUCAACAGCUGCGUCGAGGCCUAUCAGAAUGACACAAACGAUGAAGUAUCCAUGCCGCUCAUCCCUCUGGGACUCAAGGAGACGAAGGACAUCGACUUCCGAGAUCCCUUCAAAGAUUUCAUCCUCGAGCAUUACAGCGAGGACGGGGAGAACUACGAGGAGUCGAUAGCGGAGCUGAUGGAGACGAGGUUGGCGACGCGGACGCCGACGCGGGACGCCGCCGGGAUAAGCUUGCUGUUGCGCUACUACAAUCAGCUGUACUACAUCGAGAGGCGCUUCUUCCCGCCGGACCGGAGUCUCGGGAUCUACUUCGAGUGGUACGACUCGUUGACGGGAGUGCCGAGCUGCCAGCGCACGGUGGCCUUCGAGAAGGCCUCGAUACUCUUCAACGCGGGAGCCUUGUACACCCAGGUGGCUGCCAAGCAGGACCGCAGGACGGAGAGGGGCUUGGAUCAGGCGGUCGACGCUUUUCUCAGGUCGGCCGGUACCUUUAGGUACAUACACGAGAACUUCACCAAUGCCCCGAGUAUGGAUCUUGGGCCCGAAAUGCUCGACAUGCUGGUGCAGCUCAUGCUGGCACAAGCGAGGGAGUGUCUAUUCGAGAAACUCGAGCUGCAAUCGAGGGAGCAGAGGGACAUCGACGUCUCGCUGGACCUCGCCCAAGAGGCCGCUCAGGUGUCGGCCGUAUACAGCGACGUACACGCGCUCAUAUCCCGCGAGCCCGUGCGCGACUACGUCCCAGAGUCGUGGAUCUCCCUCGUGUCGGUGAAGCGCGAGCACUACCUGGCCGUGUCCCACAGGCACGUGGCCGCGGGUCUGCUCGACCACCCGAUGAGCGACUUCCGCCCGGAGACCAGGGUCAUCCUCGAGAGGAUCCAGCGAAGCGACUCAAAGACCCAACUCGAGGUCAUGGUGCCCAAAUCCGAGAGCGAACGGCAACUCCUCGGCCGGGCCCACGUCAGGGAGGCCCUCGUCCUCCACGAGGAGAGCCAACGGCUCCAGCGCAUGUGCCGCGAGCUCAAGGCCAAGCAAGCCCUCGUCAAAGCUCUGAGGAGGGCCCAGGACGCCACCCUCGACAUCUACGGAAGAUCCGGCGACGACGAGGACAUCAGGGAGCUGCUCGACGCCCCGAGCAUCAUCGUAGCCACCAAGUUCCAGCUGAGUCUGACGCACCCGGACUUUACCCAGCACGGCGGUGACGACCUCUUCCACGGGCUCGGACCCAUCGCCAUAUUCUCGGCAAAGCGACACUGGACGGCACCGCGGCUCGUGCAACUACAACGCGGCCCCAACGGCGAGGGCUUUGGCUUUAGCGUUCGGGGCGACGCGCCCGUCAUCGUCGCCGGCGUCGAGCACAACUCCCUGGCUGACCUGGCUGGUAUGAAGGAGGGCGACUUUAUAGUGAGCAUCGGCGACAAAGACGUCAAGUGGGCGUCGCACGAGCAGGUGGUCAGACUGACCAAGCAGUCGGGUCACUCGAUAAGCAUGAAAAUCGUCACGCCGAUGGACAGAAAUUACCUGAAGAAACCAAUAAAAUCAAACGGUCGCGACAAGGGUAGCGUUUCGGCGAGCAGCUCCUCGGGGGUGUCGUCGGGUCAGCCGAGUCCGGCCGGUUCGGUGACCACGGCUCACGUGGCUCGACGCCUGCCUUGGAACCCCUUCAAAAAAUCCAACGGCCAGAGGGACAGUCGGGACCUCACCUUCGACAACGUCAUUCUCAGAUGAUUCGAACGCCCACUCGUUCAAACACCAUAAUAAUAAUAAUAAUACACAUGUAUAUGCAGUCGAGUCGAUCAAACGCAAAAUAUUGUCAUCACCGUAUAAUAUUUACGUUGUGUACAUAUAAAUAUGACUAAUCGAGCGUUCGGAGGAGGAACGCCGUUGGUGUGGUUUUUCUCGAUUAAUGACCGUUGCCAAACUAUGUAAAUUUACCUGGUUGUAGUUGUAGAUAUAUAUAUACAUGCCGGUAAAUGAGUAUUGAGCGUGGAUAAGUCGUCGAAAGAAUGUUUAUAUACUUUGGCUGUAGGGAAUCAAAGUUUGUCCAAUAUUUUUCAAACGUUCGAUAUUGUAAAUAUUUGCGUUGAUAAAAUUAGUGAAGCUUUUUUUUUUUUUUUUUUGAAUUCAGAAUUUUCAAUGAAAAUCUGUUAUCCCGACGGAUGGUAUUGGCCAAAACUAAGCUUCGUUGUAAUGAGUUGAUCAUUAUUGUUUAGUCGCAAGUUUAGUUGACGGUUCGUCGUUUUGACUCCUUAUCGCGAUCACGACUCUUGCUCGUUUCGUUAAAUAUGUAUUUAAUUUAUAUCAUCUAAGGAAUGUGAAUAUUAACAAUAAUUGUAAGAGUAGAGGGAUUACGUGUU